Passer montanus (Eurasian tree sparrow) is the source of this 2742-nucleotide messenger RNA. Its product is annotated as tumor necrosis factor receptor superfamily member 1B-like. The transcript is spliced from 8 exons. NCBI's taxonomy places the organism in Eukaryota, Metazoa, Chordata, Aves, Passeriformes, Passeridae. The coding region runs from base 1 to 1452 and encodes 483 amino acids. Gene Ontology annotation, cellular component: membrane. Gene Ontology annotation, molecular function: tumor necrosis factor receptor activity; tumor necrosis factor binding. Gene Ontology annotation, biological process: positive regulation of membrane protein ectodomain proteolysis; positive regulation of myelination; extrinsic apoptotic signaling pathway. The record is from RefSeq and is a predicted model, not a curated record.
AUGACCACCGGCACGCUGCAGAGGCAGCUCGGUACUGCGGGGCGAAGUGACGACGAUCCGGGGCGGUGUGGUGUGAACGGGGCAGGCGAGGGCCCCCACCCGAGCCCGGGUUCCCGUGCGAGCAGCUCAGCAGUGCGGGCGGUGCCAGCGAUGGGGCCGCGCCGGGAGCCCGGCCCGGGGCUCAUCCCCGGGCUCAUGCCGGUGUUGAUCGCGAUGUUGGUCCCCGCCGGGGCCGGGCGGGUGAGCGAGGCCGGGGCGGGAGCACCGCGGGGAGACGCGAGCGGCACCGCCCGGGGAUGCGGCUGCGGAGGGCGCGGAGACGGGCAGCGUGUCACUGCCGUGUGGCUUGUACAGAACCAAACUUGCACUAGGUUCCAGGACAGAAUCUGCAGCUGCCCACCCCACAAGUACUGUGUUUCCAAGCUGGACAAGCACUGUGAGGUGUGUAGAACACACAAAAAAUGCGGCAAAGGUUACCGCGUUUCCAGAAGAGGGACAGACAGCACAGACACAGAAUGUAAACCUUGUCCUCCUGGCACGUUUUCCCCUGAGGAAUCCUACAACACCAGCUGCAUACCCCAUACCAUCUGUAAAUCAGUGGCUGUCCCUGGGAACAGCACGAAUGACACUGUUUGCAGUGACUCAGGAACAGCCACAGUUCUGCCUCACACUAAUUGGAACCUACUUCUGACCCAGAGCUCAGCUUUCCACAAACCUGAAAUAAUAACUCAACCUGUUGUGUUAAACUCUGUACCUGACCUGUCCCACAUCACUGGAGCAGUAGCAGGGCCAUUCUUAUUGGUCCUGAUAAUUGCUAUUUUGGGAUAUUGCUUAGUCUCCAAAAAAAAAGCCCUGGUGUACUCUGCAGCAGCUGCAGAAGCAGAUUUGAGUUUUCCCCCUCCAGAAAAACAGUGUGACAAAAAAGUCAGAGAUACAGAAUUGCAGAACUCCAGGAGUUCUGAACAGGAACACCAGCAUCUCUUGGAAACUUCUGGGUCCAGCAGUAUCCUGAAUCCCACUGGAUCUCCAACCAUCAGUGUAACAAGUAAGAAGAAUUAUGAAAAUAAAAACUCAGGAGAGUUUCAGCUGCAACAUUCACCUCCUGAAGGUUCUAAAUUCCUGAGUGGAGAUGGACACAGCUCUGCGAGUUCAGAACAUUCUGGUAACGGAGGAACGCAGGUGAAUGUGACGUGCAUUGUGAAAUUCUGCAGACCAGACUGCAGCUCGCAGUGCCCCGAGCAGAUGAGUUCAGCGAGCAGGGAUUAUGGGCACACUCCCUGGUGUUCCCCCACAGGGGGAGAAACCCUCCUUUCCAAAGAAGAAAAUGCCUUGAACAAAGAAACUGAAAUUCACAUCGCAGUGGAAAAUGAGGACAAUUUACUUCAGGACUCACUUCCAGAAGAAAAGAAGGUUCCUCUGGGCAUUCAAGAUGCUGGGAUGAAAACCAGUUAAAGGAAAUGACAGAUCAUAUGCUGAUGGACUGAUAAUCAAACAACCUCUUGUCUUAUAAAACAAACAUUCUGGUACAUGUAGCUUUCUUACAGAUUUGAAAUUUCAGAUGAAUAUAGACACUGCUGCUUUCGAGGUUUUUAGCAUCUUCUGUCGCUUUGCAGUUUAAAAUAAAAAUCACUGAAGCUUUUUAAAAUUGAAUGGCCAACUCCUCUCUUUCUCUGAUUCCCUAAGAGGACCUUUAUCAGACUUGAAAAAGAAUAUUUUUCAAACUUUAUGCUGUUUUCUCCUGAAACUUGUGAUGAUGAUUUCUAUUCAAGGUCUGCCACGUGUCAAGAGCAUGGCUGUGACCAGCACUUCUCAAGGGACUGGAGUUACUCAAUGCUCAGGAAUCAUCUGUUUGAUUUAAAUUUUAAAGCUAUUGCAUUCAGUUUCCUAUCCCCUAUUUUAGCUGUCACCCUUUCCCUCAUCCUCCUGGAUAUUUCUUUUAUUAUUACAGUUUGUUUUUUCUUAUUAUCAGAGCAAAUUUCUCAAGUACAUAUAGGGUAUUAGGAAGUGAAAUCUUUUACACAAAGUUUUUUUUACAACUAAAAUUACAACUGUUAUGUUUAAACAACAGCAUUUCAUUGUCUGUACAUAGCUCAUUUUGUUUUAGAAGGGAAAGCCUAGACUGAACUGUCGUUAUCUUGGAGUAGGAGUAAGUUCCUUUUGUUGACAACCUUAGAGUUUGUCACCUUUGUGUCCUGGCUGAGGUAACAUGUUUCCCCCAUUGAUCCUGACCUCUAUUUUGAGGUAAACCAUAAAUGCAAAAUAUUUUCCCUGUGUUCAGUGACUAUUAGAGCAGUUCCCUGUGAUUAUCUUUGCCAGAUAGCUCAUUGCCCUCAGAUGGCAGAGCAUCAUCUGUAAUAAAUGGAAUUUACUCAAACCCCAGAACCUGAAAAUCCUGUUCUCCUUCACUGCUUGAUGACGCUGGAGCUCCAACCACCUCUUACAGAAAAUUAGUGGAGGUUCUCCUUGAAUGAAGUGGUUUGGAAGCCAAUAUUUAGGAACCCACUUCCCAUAAUUAUAUUUUACAUUUGUGACUUAACUGUCAAUUGUGGUGGCUGUGUUCAACCAGAAUCUGCAAUCCCGUGGGAGUGAAGUCACACAGUGACACAUAAGCCUUGUCUUAUGCCAUAAAAACACUGCUGGACUAUGUGAUCACUGAACUGCCCUCAUCUAUCUCAAGACACAGUGGUUUUUUCUGAGGCCUGAGACCUAAAAGGAUCUUUUGGAAUAACACUGCUACAAAGG